This is a messenger RNA of Drosophila eugracilis, 924 nucleotides long. RefSeq lists its product as uncharacterized. The transcript has 2 exons. Bases 65 to 820 code for a protein of 251 amino acids. Lineage: Eukaryota; Metazoa; Arthropoda; Insecta; Diptera; Drosophilidae. Gene Ontology annotation, molecular function: DNA binding. The record is from RefSeq and is a predicted model, not a curated record.
UUGGCAUUUGAUACGAGCAUUUUCAUAGAUAGAAUAGGCCUAGAAAUAAUAAGUAAAUCUAGUCAUGUCCCAGGGAAGUCCACAACCCAGUGAUAUGCAGUCCCUGCGCUGUCUGCACUGUAUGAAGGUAAUCCGCUGUUCCCGCUACGAUACCAGUGAGCUGGUGCGUCACAUCGAGAAGGAUCACCCGGAGAUCUACGCUGUAACCUCCGAUAAGAUCAAGAAUUUGCACAAGCUGGCCGCGGACCACGGCAUUAGCGAGGAGCGCCUCUCGAAGAUUAGCAAGAUGACGGGUCUUUCGGAGUCCCAAAUGGCCGAGGAGGCGGAAAAGUAUAUGGCCAAGAAGAAAAGUUCUGGGCGAGGUUCCGGUGCUGGAGAGCCUUCAGGAUGCAGUGCAGCAUCCUCGAAGUCGGGAAAGUCUGGUUGUCCCUGUCCAUGUCCACCUGUUUUGGACAAAGCGAUGGCACAUCGUCGAAACAGCUAUCGGACGUCCAUCGAGCGUUGGGCUCCGGCGGAGGGACGCAUUUUCUGUCCAUGUUGCGCAUCCAAUAAGCGUCCACUGAUCAAGGCCGCUUCGGAGAUUACGGACAACGGAUGCUGUGUGGCCUGGGUGGUAUCUUGCUGGCCCCUGUGCUUCCUGCCCUGCCUGAUGUCGUCGGAUAAUAAGGAAUACCUAUACUGCUCUAACUGCCGCACUUUUCUCGGCAUCUAUGAUCGUGAAAAUAGCUGUGUGCAGCCCAGCAAGGAGUUUGUGUCCUGUAGCAAGUCAGUCACGCCUCCGCCCAAAAUGCCGCUCCAACCGCCGCACCAAAAAUCUUAGAUAAUCUUUGUACCUUGAUAUUUUAAAUUGUUUGUGUGUAUAUUUGGCUUAUUAACAAAAAAAAACACUUGUCCAAAUAAUAUAUUAAUAUUUAAUAUUGUAAA